Emiliania huxleyi CCMP1516 is the source of this 699-nucleotide messenger RNA. RefSeq lists its product as hypothetical. Gene Ontology annotation, molecular function: protein serine/threonine phosphatase activity. Gene Ontology annotation, biological process: protein dephosphorylation. NCBI's taxonomy places the organism in Eukaryota, Haptophyta, Isochrysidales, Noelaerhabdaceae. Bases 1 to 699 code for a protein of 232 amino acids. The transcript is spliced from 2 exons. The record is from RefSeq and is a predicted model, not a curated record.
AUGGCUGCUCCCGCCAUACAUCAGCGCUCCUGCAAGGGCGAGGACCGGGCGAUGCACCUCACCGCCCUUGUUGGCGGCGAGACCGUCUGUCUCCUCGCCGUUGCAGACGGUCACGGCGGCCCUGAGGCGGCGCAGCUGUGCGAGGACACCUUACUGCAGACCAUCGUCAAAGAGGCGGGUGCCGCCGACGCCGCCUCGCUGCAGGCGGCGUGCUCCCGCGCCUUUGCGACGGUGCACGCAGCGGUGUGCGAGAGAGAGAGCGCCGAUGCUGGCGCGUGUGUGACGGUGGUGGCGAUCAACGAAGGUCGAGGCGAGGUGACGUGCGCACACGUGGGCGACUCGUCCGCCCUCCUCGUCGAGGAAUCGGGACAUCGACCCCUGACCGCCGAGCACCGGCUGAGCAACAGCCCCGAGGAGCAGGCGCGCGUCGUCGCCUGCGGCGCCCGGCUCGCCAAGGCGCGGAGCGACGACGGCUACUUUGGGGUGGGGCCCAUCCGCGCCUGGCCCGGCGGCCUCGCCGUCUGCCGUACCGUCGGCGACGCUGACUGCGCCUACGUCGACCCCACGCCGGUCGUGUGCACUCUCGCAUUCGAGCGGCCGGGCGGCGCAAAGGUCAUCGCCUGCUCGGAUGGCGUCUGGGAUGCCCUCUCGGAAGAGCGCGUGGCGAAGCACCGGGCUCGCGACGCCGGGCGCGCCUAG